Blepharisma stoltei is the source of this 282-nucleotide messenger RNA. NCBI's taxonomy places the organism in Eukaryota, Ciliophora, Heterotrichea, Heterotrichida, Blepharismidae. The record is from the annotation of a GenBank genome assembly.
AUGAGUGAAUACCAGCGAGAAGACAAGCUGCAGGGGAUAGACAAAGUAGAGUGGAAGCAAAAGAUCAAGGAGGCUGUAAGACUGCUGAACUGAAGGCAAUCGAUGUAUAGGCUGGAAACUGAAAAUGAAAAAUCUACACGAAUGUACAGGUCUCUCAUGGUAGGGAUGGAUUCUACAGAUGCAUCAGCAUUUGUCAAGAUUAAUUCAUGCAAUGGAGCUGCAUUAGGAAUGAUACAUAGAAUGAGAGCAGGCUUCAACUUCUGUAACCUAAUGCAAAAUUAA